This is a messenger RNA of Opisthorchis viverrini, 729 nucleotides long. RefSeq lists its product as hypothetical. Gene Ontology annotation, molecular function: nucleoside transmembrane transporter activity. The annotation marks the transcript as partial. NCBI's taxonomy places the organism in Eukaryota, Metazoa, Platyhelminthes, Trematoda, Opisthorchiida, Opisthorchiidae. Gene Ontology annotation, cellular component: plasma membrane. The transcript has 5 exons. The record is from RefSeq and is a predicted model, not a curated record. Gene Ontology annotation, biological process: nucleoside transmembrane transport.
GCAAUUGCUGGCGUACUCGCUGCUCUUGCACAAAUCGCAAGUCUUGCUGGGGCUUCCGACUUUACAACAAGUGCAUUCGCCUACUUUCUUAUCGCUCUGGCUAUUCUUGGAACAUCCAUAAUAAUGACUUUAAUGUUGAGACGAAACGCCCACUUUAAUUCUUACUGGGACACUGAAAUCUGUAUCCAAGUGAAUGACACGAAAACUCAAGACGGUGAGGAAAACUUCCUGCCACUCAGCGAAUUAAGUUCGGGAACUGUUCUCGAAUCGGAUGAACCCCACGUAACACAACGUUCUUCAAGACAUUUGUUAAAAUCCUUAUAUGAGAUGUGGAUUCAUGGUGGCUGCACUAUGCUGACACUGAUGUAUACUUUGAUGCUCUACCCCGCUCUACUGCAACCAAUCAAAUCGGUUCAUUUCGAUCCAGACAACGCCUGGUCGUCCGUAUUUUUCGUUCCGGUGAUUGUGUUUCUGUCAUUCAACAUAUUCGACUGGAUCGGUCGAACACUUGCGGGUUUUGUCAAAUGGCCUCGGCGCAACCAGCGUUGGAUUCUCCUUGCGAUUUGUUUGGCCCGUGUGGUCUUUAUACCACUGUGCAUGUUCAUGAAUCAACAACCGAGAAAGCAUCUACCAGUAGUGUUCAACCAUGAUGCCUACCCGAUCAUCCUGGUUAUUCUGUUGGGACUUACCAAUGGCUACUUCUUGUCCCUCGCCAUGACAUAUGGACCC